UCGAGAUGAAAGCUUCCGUUAAAGUAUGUGUAUGUCUUCAACUUGCACCUAGCUAAUGCUACAGCUGCUCCCUGUCUACCCACUUUUUCCCAGCAUUACCCAUUCCAAAAUCUCAGCAACUGCAGCUGUUUUUGCUCGCAGAAGCUGUGAAUCGAAGAGAACCAGCGGCCAAAAAACUUGAUCCUUGGAAGUUCGGACGUCAAGAACCUUCCAACGUGAAGAUCUCCUUGUUGAAAGCCCCAACAACUUCUCCAAAAGAUGGGCGACAAAGCGCCAGCAGCUCCGGAAAAAGGCGGGCGAUAUGGCCUGCCCGGUAUUCCGAGCUAUGUGGAUCGCGUAUCGCAAGAAAAAAUCUACAGUGACAAAAUCAUCGGGGAAGAAAAAUACAUGGAGUCAAGUAUUUUACUUUUUGUUUUUGUUUUUUGUACAUGUUACGUCGCCGCGGCUCAGCAAAAAAAGAGGAUGUUUACCGCCAAUCUUUUGUAGCCUUCACGCAAAGUUGCAUGUUUUUGACAAGUAAGAAGGACAAAACCAUAGAGAUGUACAUCGCAGAUGGCGUUUGUAAACCCAUUUAGUGCAAAGGAGCUGUUGGUGUUGUUUGAUAAAUUUUGAGAAAUUUUUAGCAAAAGCACGACGUGGUUGUGUUGUGUACUCUUUUUUUGCAAAUUUUCAGAAUCAAUCGUCAAUCAACAGGAAAAGGCAUCGAGAUUGGCGACCACAAAAAAUCUUUUGGCGUCCUGAAGGGCUUCGAGAUAAUAAAGUUUCCGACCUACGUCGAGGUGCGAAAAAUCUAUAGCGAAGAGGAGCUGGCGAGCAAACGUACAGAUCAAUAUCCUUCAAUGAUUACGGUAUGUACAGAAGUUAGUCGAAAUAGGUGUACUAGCUUUAGCUUCCCCAGCACACUUACCAUGUUCGUGCGUUUUGGAAUUGGAAUUCCAGAAGUGAGAUGUAAUCGAGUAUGACAAGCUGAAGCAAAGUUUAACCGCUCUACAAACUCAGCCGAAUUCCCGGUAGACGAUGGGAAAAGCUCCUCAUCCUCGAAGAGAAAGCCAAUCGAGCAGCGAAUCAUGGAAGCACGAGCCGAGUGCAACCGAACCGCCCCGACAUACGCGUAUCUGUUUUUUGGUUUUUUUUGUGUAGUUUGCCUUUGCGUUGCGAUUAAACCGCGAUUCGCAUGAGAAGGGCUUGGAGAUGCAUUUCGACAUUUUUAGAAAUUAUCUAUCCACGAUUUAUUUGAAUCGAAUACGAAUUACAGGUACAAAUAUUUUUCGGAGAAGCACAUGGCAGUGAAGCGCGGGGGACCGAUGGCCAACAAGAAGGCCAUAACGAUGGAGGAUCUGCGCGAGCAAGGGAAGGACCUUCCAAGUAUCGAGGACGUGCUGCAGGUCCCGCAAAGGGUGCCUGCGCCCCUACCAAAUCUUGACGACCCCGAGCCGGUCGAGGAACCCGCUACGUCAAAAACAAUGUAAAAACUUGCUUUGUUUCCUCUGAUCGUCGUGUUCGUGCUUGCUUCGCGAUGCUUGUAUUGAGUACUUACUAUCGUCGUGCACGACGUUUUUAGAUUGUUACAAAAUAAACUAACAGCCUGGUGCAGAACUCCGGGACGCAGAGCAACAAAUGAAGGACGACAGUCUCCUGUCUCUGCUCCGCUGAAUGAAACGACAUCAACCACACACUCCCGGAGAGCUGCAGCGGAUGAAAAAAUGCCUAAUAAAUCUCACACCUGUUUCGAGUAAAUACGCUAAUCUUAUUACGACGAGUCGACGACCAGGAAUUGUCCCCGUCGCCGUGCUUGAGAAGUAGAUAUUUUCACUGUGCAAGACGCCGCGGCCGUGUGCCGCUGCUAUGGUCGUUACUAAAAAUGUACGCUGCAGAAAUCAGCAGAAGAUCGACGACGCGCAUGUACAAAGAACUUUGUGAGCACUUCUGAACGCUGCAGAAGUGCAUUGUGUCACCUCUGCCAAAAUUGUCCCGGAAUAAAAGGAGCUACCUUCUACACUUGUAAGAUUUGCCAUCAACGCUACAAAAUCAAAACGAGAAAAUCGAAACGGAAUUCAAAAAUGCUAGGUUCAUUGACAUGGUUCGCCUGCUCGGUGAUGCAUUUGUUUUUGGUGUUGCUGUUGGUUUUCAGACAUCAAUUGAUUAAGUAGUUGUGAUGGAGCAGCCCUCUGCGCGGCAGUCGCAUUUCGGUC
Molecule: messenger RNA, 2192 nt
Organism: Amoebophrya sp. A120
Lineage: Eukaryota; Dinophyceae; Syndiniales; Amoebophryaceae
Source: the annotation of a GenBank genome assembly